Molecule: messenger RNA, 1800 nt
Organism: Trichechus manatus latirostris (Florida manatee)
Lineage: Eukaryota; Metazoa; Chordata; Mammalia; Sirenia; Trichechidae
Gene: ACCSL
Product: 1-aminocyclopropane-1-carboxylate synthase homolog (inactive) like
Exons: 15
Coding region: 1-1800 (599 amino acids)
Biological process (GO): biosynthetic process; amino acid metabolic process
Molecular function (GO): pyridoxal phosphate binding; transaminase activity
Source: RefSeq, a predicted model, not a curated record
AUGGAUGGAGAAGAUGAGUGUGACCAUGGUGCCAGCCAGCUUGCUGAGGCCUAUACAAACACACAGAGUUGCCAGACAGACAUCCUCCUCAUGCCCCGCGGACAGAAGAGGGGCCGAGGCCUCAGAGCCCAGAGUAUCUGCCCCCAGCUGUUGGAGAUGGUACUGCACUUACAGCAGACCAUGGAGGAGUGCUUCCUGCAGCUGAUGACCAGGUACAGGCAGCAGGACCUGAUGCUGGAGGAGCAGAGGCUGAACCUGCAGCAGAGGCACAGUCAGGUCAUAUAUGAGCAGGAAGCCCUCCUGAUCCGUUUAAUGAGUCAGCUGGCCGACAUCCUACAGUCUAGGUCCUGGAGUGGCCUAGGGCUCCAACUGCCUCCAUGCUCCAUGGAUACUGGGAGUAAUGCUGGAGGUGGUCAGGGAGCCCAUUCACCCAGGCAUCCUGACCAGAUACCUCCCCUGUUGAGUGAGUUCAAAACUGCAUUUGUCAUCCAUGACCUCUCCAGUCGUGGGGAAGACAUCUCUGACUUCUACCACUCCGAGUUCCAAGCCUACAACGCCUACCAUGGAGACAAAUACCAUGAGGAUAACAACACCUUGGGCUUCAUUAACCUUAGUACCAGUGAGAACAAGCUCUGCAUUGACCUGAUGACUAAAAGGUUGAGUCGGAGUGACAUGAACUACAUUGAGGAUGCCCUGCUACAAUACUGUGAUUGGAGAGGGCAACCAUUCCUACGGGAAGAAGUGGCCCGGUUCCUGACCUACUACUGCAAGGCACCUGUUCCUCUUGAUCCAGAAAAUGUAGUUGCUCUCAAUGGCUGCUGCUCUGUCUUCUCAGCACUGGCCACGGUUCUGUGUGAUGUAGGGGAGGUCUUUCUGAUCCCCACCCCCUUCUAUGGUGGUCUAGCCUUUAGCUCCCGUCUGUAUGCGAACAUUGAGCUGUUUUUCGUCCACCUGGACAGUGAGAUCACUGGUGAGAACACUCGACCUUUCCAGCUCACUGUGGACAAGUUGGAGCAAGGCCUACAUGAAGCUAGGCUUAAGAGGAAAAAGGUCAGAGGCCUCGUGCUAAUCAACCCUCAGAAUCCUCUGGGUGACAUCUACUCCCAAGACUCACUGAAGGAAUACCUGAAAUUUGCCGAGAGGCAUAAGCUACAUGUGAUUAUAGAUGAGAUUUACAUGCUGUCUGUAUUUGAUAAAUCCACCACAUUCCACAGUGUCCUGAGCAUGGAAAGUUUGCCUGACCCCAACAGGACCCAUGUGAUCUGGGGUACCAGUAAGGAUUUUGGCAUCUCUGGCUUCCGUUUUGGCACUCUAUACACCCGCAGCAAGGCAGUGGUCACUGCCAUGAGUGCCUUUGGCUACCUCCACAGCAUCUCUGGCAUCACCCAGCAUAAGCUGUGUCGGCUGCUCCAGGACAGAGAUUGGAUUGAUAAAGUGUACCUGCCCACUAAUUGGUCCCGGCUCCGGGAAGCUCACAAGUAUGUCACAGGCAAGCUGAAGGCCUUGAAGAUCCCCUUUCUCAAUCGUGGCUCUGGCUUCUAUAUCUGGAUCAAUUUGAAAAAGUACCUGGACCCGUGUACAUUUGAGACGGAGCUAGUCCUCCACCACCGCUUCUUGGAUAACAAGGUGAUGCUGUCCUGUGGCAAGUCCUACAUGUGUAAGGAGCCAGGCUGGUUCCGCCUUGUCUUUGCGGAUAAACCCCACCGGCUGAAAGUGGCAAUGCAUCGGUUCUGUGAAGUGCUACAAGAACAGAAGGAGGAGUUGACAGUGAGGCUCUUAGAAGAUGCACAGAAGGAGUAG